CAAAGACAGCCGAUCCUCCAAUCACAACAAGAAAAAUCGCAAACGCAAAGUUCCAACAUGGCAGAUUCCGUCAGGGACCAGAAAUUGGCUGCUGCAAGAAAGAAGCUGCGGCAAUUCCAGAAAAAGAAGGGCACAAGACGUGUUGCAGAAAACAUCUCCAAGGAAAGUACCCCAGAUGUAGAGGGCAAUGCUACAGAAGAAUCCAGUCUCUUGUCAGAAUCUGGCACACUGUCCUCAAGGGCAUCAUCAGUUGAUUUGGCAUCAGAGGACUUCCCUGACCCAUCCCAUGAUGUAAAGAUAAAAGAUAACACUAUCUUUCAAGGUUGCAUGGCUUUACCAGCUGAUCAUUACAUUAACGGCGAAACAACAAAUUCAUCAUGCACCCCAGUAGCUGAGCAUGAGCCACCUGAUCAUGCACAACCUGAAGCUUUGCAAAAACAUUCAAUUGAUGAAAGUAAUGUCAUAAAUUCAACCCAAAUUCACCCAGAUGUAUCAGUUGCAGGAAUGACACCAGCUUUUACAACCCCAAUAGAAAUAGUUCCUGGUCCAACAAAUAUUACUCAGCCAAACUUGGGUCAAGUGUUUGGUGGAGUCCCUGACAGAACUUACGAAAACACUGUCAAUGGAAUAGUUGGUGUAAUGCAUCAGCCAACAGCAUCAGCAGAUAACCAGCAGAGUUCAUUAGCAUCAUAUUUCCAAACCAAUGCUUCACAAAGUGAUCCAUUUGCAUUCAUAUCUGAGACAUCAAGUGGUGAUGUAGUGUCACAAGUUGAUACAUCAUACAAGAAUUUUGUAAGUCCAGAGGAGCAUAUGCCGGUUGUUGCAAGUCCCACUGUCAUAGAACCAGAUGAUAUUGAUAGCCAAGAUUGCACUGAAUCAGAUAAUACCACAUCACAUCAGGAACUCACUUCAUCAUCUGCAGACAUCCCAGAACAACCAAAAGAGGAUGUCCCCGAGGCCACAGCGCCCACCAAAACGACAGAUUACUCCGAUCGACAAAGUGCUGUUGACUUCAUUGACAGAGAUGGCUCUGUCAGUUCAGAAACUACGGCAAGUGUUACCACAGCAAUACAUCUCACUGCAGGGGACCAAACGAAUCAGCCUAUUUUAAAGUCUUCCUCAGAAAGUCUUCGACAGAUAUCCCUGCAACUGAGCGGUCUCAUGAGUGAAACAGAAGGAGCAAUUUCAGACUCAGCAAAUUUGACCAUAACAGAACUGGAGCGACGUAAUAGUGAACUUGCAGCAUUACUGCAGCAAGAACGCCAGACUUCACAGCAGCAAGCACAGCACAUUGACCAAAUGAAAGCACAAUUAGAGAGGGUUGAAGCAGAGUUGAGUGCUGCGCAAGGGGUUCUUAAUUCUAGUGCAGGAGGUGGUGUAAGAGAAAUAGAAAGCAUGAGGGAGCAACUCCAAGUUCACAUUCAGACCAUUGGAAUUUUAGUAUCGGAAAAAUCAGAACUCCAGUCUUCACUUACUCAUGCCAACCACGCCCUCAAACAGAAAGCAGGUGAAGUCUCAGAACUAGAUGGAAGGCUUAGUGCUUCUCGGCAGAGGGUGAGUGAGCUGGAAUCUAGCCUGAAAGACUUGACAUCACAGUAUGAGGUUCUGAAAGACCAGCAAACUAAUGUUUCCAAAGACUUGGAUACCAAUAAAAUGUCCAAUUUCAAGCUUAGUAAACUGUGUGAAGAGUUAAGAGCAUCAGUUGCUGAGCUUACAGAGCGGUUGAGUGUUAAGACGAAAGACUAUGAACAACUUGGGACUCAGCUGGCAGAUACUAAAAGUCAGCUUGCCAUGGCACAGCUUCAUGUACAACAGCUGAGAGAUGGGACAAGUGAUGAAAUUAGGGCUCAGCUUGAGCAAGUUCAGGCUUCACAUGCAGAAAGUCAGAGGCAGUUAGCAGCAGCAGAAGCAGCUUUAUCUCAGGCACGAACCGAGAAUGCACAGGUGGCUUCCCAGUAUCAACAGUACACAACAAAGCUUGCAGAGGAAUCUCAGACUCUUCAACAGAAGGUUGACCAACUAACUGUAGAGAAAGAAUCUCUCAGUGAAAACCUUGAGGACAUGAAAAGGAAACUAGAAUCUUCACUGACUGUCACUCCAAGUGGUGGGAUUAGUGAAGAGGCACUUCAGUCUGAGAGGGAGAACUUCAACAAGACAAUUGCCACAUUGCAAGAGGAAAUGCAUCAGUUACAGGAGCAAAAUAAUGCUAUGACCAGUGAUAAUAGCCAGCUCUCUAAACUUGUAGACCAGUUGUCUUGUAACUUAGAAGAAUUGGAGAUGAAGUUGGAGCGUACCAAAACUGAAGAAGUUGAUACGUCAAGACUUUUGGCAGCGAUGCAGAGUGAUAAAGUGGCUGCUGCAAGAGCCUUGACUCAGAAUAAACAACUUAAAGAGCAGCUAGAAGAGCUACAAAGUGGUUUCAUAAUAAUGAGCAAUAAAAAGUUGGAACUCACUGAGAAAUUGGAGAAAGAAUUAUAUGUAAAGAAAAAUCUUAAUCAGGAGAUAGCAUCACUGAAUGAGCAGUUAGCAAAUUUGGGGCAGCAAAUGGUUGAAAAGGAUAGGGAAAUGACCUCAUUGAAAGAAAAUGCAGAAUCACUGGGAACACAAUUGAUGUUGUUACGUAGCCAAACCCAUACACCAGCAGAACGUGGAUCUGAAGGAAAGCAGUCCUCUGAGGAAAUUAUGAAGUAUCAGGAAUUAAUUCAGCAAUUGGAAGAAAAGUUGAGAACUUCCAAUGACCAGAUACAACAGGUGACAGCAAAAAAUACUGAGCUUCAGACACUUAUUUCAGAUUACAACAAACAGAUGUCAAAACCAACAACUGAAAACUUGCCUAAUGGCAAUGCCAGUGAUGAAACAGCCUCAGAAGCCCACAAAGAACUGAUUUUGAAAGUAGCAAACCUCACAACAUAUGUGAAUGAGUUAGAAGCAGAAAGAAAUCAGCUAAAGACACACUUAGAAGAAGAGAGAAGUAAGAAAGCUGCACCAAAGCCUGAAGGAGAGAGGUCUGACCCUGCAUCACCAGAUGUGGAGUUCAACCCUGAGGUAUUCACGAAUUUAAAGGAAGCUCAUGAGGCCUUGGAGAAGCGCUUCAGUCGUAGCAUGGACAAGGUUGCAGAAUUGAGCGAUGAAAAGCAAAACCUAGAGCAUAUCAUACAGCAGUUACAAGUUGAAAAUGACUCCAUAGGUGACUACAUUACAAUAUAUCAGUUUCAGCGGGGCGUAAUGAAGCAGCAAGCAAGAGAGCGAGAGCUUGAGUUGUCAAGCCUCAAACAUGAAAGAGAGGAGAUGAAGAUAAAGUUAGCUACCCUACAGGAGCUAAUGGCCUCACUAGCCCAAGAAAAAGGUCAUGAUCAGCAACAGCUAAUGAAAAUGGAAACUGUCAUUAAACAGCAGCCAACUACAUUGACUAAUGUGAUAGAUCCAGUAGUGAAUGGUACUACUACUGAAGAAAAUCAUGUUGAAGUAGCAGAGGAGCCUUCUGAAAAGCCAGCAGAAGAGGAGAAUGAAAGUGGAAAAUCGUCUACAUCCGAGUCAAAUGCUGAAAGUACUUUCCACAUCAAUGGAGCACAAGAAUUACCAGCUAAGGGUAAAGAUACAACAGCAAAGAGUCCAACUGUUCAAAGAAUAUUAGAUUUGCUUAAUGAAAUGGAAGCCACUAGCCAGAUGGAACACUGUGGUCUUCAGAAGUUCCACCCAUGUCCACUCUGUUCAGGGAAGUUAAUAACUGUUUGAGAUUUGUAUAAAUUUAUGUUUCUAUCAAAGUAUGUGCUGAGAUAUUUUGUUAUAGCAAAGUUAUUGUUACUGUAUAAUGAAGGGCCUUAUCUUGCCAGUAACUAAUUUUAAAAUUUACAUUUCUUGGUCACCUUUCUGGGACAUCUUGGAAGUUGUAAUGGUUUUGUACUUAAAUUCUUUAGUUGAUAUCAAAGUGUAAUUUUAUGUUUUUUCUAGUAUGUAUGUGCUACCAAGUAAUGCUAUGAUGAAACUUAAGGUGCAGCCUAAAUUGACUUUCUGAACCCCAUACCCCAGUGACAUUAUUUUACUACCACAAAAAGAAAGAUCAUAUUGAAACACUUGAAACAAGGCUCUUGUUUUCUCAGGGUCUUUUAUAAUCAGGAAGCAUUACCAUCUUAAUACAUCAGGGAAUUGAUGUGGCAUCAUUGUUUCAUACAUUUUUGAGGUGUACAUAGCAUUUCCAUUUGUAUUUCACAAUUGAUAAUUGCAGGUUACCAGUUCCUCCUAUGGUAGCUUCAAAUGAAUUGUCAGCAAACAGUGAGUUGCUGAUUGAGUGAAAUAUUCAUAACUUGGCAAAUCAAGGUGUAACCAGAGAACUUAGCAUUUCAACCAAGUAUUUAGAAAAUGGAGAGGUAAAUGAAAGUAACAGUACUAUUAAAGUUCAGUGUAUGCAAUAAAUAGGUUAUCCUGGCAAUUACCCAUCUUUUAUGUUUGUAUUUUAUUUUUUUAAAUAGAUUUUAUAUUGUACUGUAGCAGACUGAAAUGCUGGUAUGUAUUAUCUUCAUUGUGGAUAAUUUUGUUACUGUCUUCAAUUAAUAAUACAUAUACAUGUAUAGCAAAGCAUGGCAAUAACUUAGACUUUCCAUUAAUAAUUUAUUACUUGACGUAAGAGGGCAAAUAGAUGAUAGCAUAUACUGUAGAUUAUAAUUAUAAAUGCAUAAUUUCACUUAUUAUCUAAUAAGCUCUAUGAUGGUAAAAUAUAUUUAAAGUAUAAUACAUAUAAUGAAAAUAAGUUAGUUUAAAGAGCCAUAUAUGGCCAUCUGUGACAGCUUCUACCAAUAAUCCAGUGGGGAUUUUUUGUAUUACUGUGUGUACUACUAUAAAUUCAAUAACAUUGAGUAAUUUAAUGUUGGUUUUCAGACAGUAUUUUUAUGAAGUGACAGAAAAAAAAGAUAAGAUAAAAAGGUAAGAUUAAGACAACUCUUACAUUUUUUUGUCACAAGAAUAUUGGCUGAAAACAGAUUUUAGAUAUAGUACAUGUAUCUCACUUUCCAAUGUGGAAUGUAUGCUUUUGUAAUGCUAAAAAUCUCCACUUGGGUUAUUGGUAAAAGCAUGUUAUAUAUGGCCAUAUGGCUCUCUUUCAAUUAAUUUAUUAACAUUAUACCUUUUGAGUAUAUUUCAAUAUGUAGGACUUAUUAGAAAAUAUGUGCAGUGAAUAUUGUAAGAGAAAUUAUGCAUUUAUAAUUGACAUCUAAAUGCUGAUGAUACUUGAUAAGGAGGCUACUGUUCUCAGAACAUAAAAUUUCUAACAGCUGCAAUUCUGUAAGAUUAACACGAAUUAGUUAAUGAAAACUGGUUUUGCAGUGUAUGCUAAUCUUUAGAUUCGUGCGAGAUAUUUGGCUUAGUUGACUGAUAAUGUGUAAAAGGCACCAGCUUGUUACAGACAUUUGCAAUAUGCUUAAUACAUUUAUUAUCUUUCUAAACUUGUAUAGGGAAAGGCUUACAUACGUAUAAAGCGCACACUAUUUAAAAAGGCCUUGUCUAUUAAAAAUCAAGGUUGGAUAGAAGAGAGAUCCGACUAGGUUUUGUUUACAAAAUUUAAUGACAGUUUAGUAUGCUAUUAAUUAUAGUAUAUGAGCCUUAUGAACUAUUAAAGAUCUCACAUGACUAAUCUUAAGAUUAUCAUGAAGCUCAAGAAGUUUUCAGAUGAGAAGGGAAUGUAUUAGCCCUGCUUGUGGAUAGGACAACCCUCUCUUCACAUGAUUGUUUAGUCAUGUGGCUUCGAUUGUAAAUUUCCGAGCAUUAGCUGUACUGUGUUACAUUUUGUAGAGAAAGUCAUGGUAUUAUGACAUUCAGGAAAGUAAUUUUUCUGCAAGGAGAAAAUGAAAACUUGAAGCUGUACGUUACCAAGAGUAGAUGAAUUAUCUGGAGAUCUAUUAGAAACUACACAACUAUCCACCUGAGAGAAUUCAGUAUAUUUGAUAGAUUCAGCAGUUGUAGUAUCUCACUCAUGGAUUAUUCAUUUCUUAUUUCUAAAAGUUCAGAAUCUUCCACAAGACAGUACUAGAUUCAAAAUGCUGUGAUGACAUCUUAAGAGUUUAGGAACGCAUUAAUCAAAGUAGUAAGAAGCAAACAAUAUAAUUUUUGUGAAUUAGAGUACCAGACUGGAUACAUGUUGCUUAAUGACAAAGUGCAGCUUCAAAAUCAUGGCAAGUAAGAAUUCCACACCCACUGUGAGUAUGGUUAGUCAGACAUUUGAUUAAAAAACAUUCUUUUUAGUGAAGUGCCAAAGAACUGUAAAUUACAAUUUAGUUUAAGCCAUAAAAACAGCUCUCUUAGAAGAUAGUAAUACCCACUUAAUACUUUACCAAUGAAUCAUGCAAGUAUAAUGGUUUUGAGAAAGUUGUGGAGCAAAGUUACUGAGAUAGCUUUAUUAAUUUUGAAUGCUGAUCAGGGUUUUGAAAAAGUUCUGGAGCCAAGUUACUGAGAUAGUAGUACUAAUGUUGAAUGCAGAUUAAGCUCACUUGUUUAUCAGUUGACAAACUUUCGCAAAUACUAUUUAUAUCUGCUAAGUUUGUGGUUAAGAACUAGUGAGAUGCUCUGCUACAUUGGACAUGCUUUAGAAUUGCUGUAUAUUUAACCCUUAAUGGACUGAUACCUUCAUAUGAGUAGCAAUAACAGGUUUUGAGUGGUGGACAGAUUCACUCAUGGUGGGCAUCAAUAUUACAUUCCAUCGAUUUGGGGAAAUCGGGCAGAAAGAAGUUCCUUUAGUUCUAUAGCCCAUAAUUUCACUAAUGACAAUUUUAGACAGGCCAAGAUCAAGGAAGCAAGCAACUCAUGAGUGUGUUAGACAUUUUUUUUUAUAAAUUUGCUCAAAUAUACCCAGGGGUUGCUGUUGGUUUUAGUUCUUAUCUUUUGUGAUAGUAUGUCAGUUGUUAUUGUAAUUCUGCAAAGAAAUAUUUUGGACAAGACAUACUAAUCAAAAAAAAGUUACUGCAUCUUCAAUCCUAGUAAAUUUAUGUAAAUAUUUUGCAACAAAAUACUCAGAAUUUGUUACUGAUUUUAGUUCUUAACUGUUUUGGUAUUGUACGAGUUUUACAAAAUAAAAAAAUUAUUUAUUAGAAAAAACAUGUGUAACUUGGUAAAAUUUAUGAUUGUCUUGUAAAAGAGGCCCCACAAGUGGUUGUAUAACAGUAUAAUCUUUUUCAACUAAUCGUGGAAGGUAGGGAGAAUUUUUUUUUUUCGUACACCUUGUGCAUUUGCUUAUCUUCCUCUUUCCAUUGACAUAUUUUCUUCUAAAUUGGCCGACCUCAAAGUUUCCCCAGCCUGGGGUGCUGCAUAUUUAUUUUUUAGCCCUGUUAAAAGGGUUAAAAGCAAUUAGACCAAAUAUAUGUGAACUGCCUCUGCCCAAAUUCAAGGAUGGGAACUUGGUCAAUUAAGUUUUGCAAAUCAACCAGUUUAUUCUGAUGUCUAGUUGGUGGAUUCAACUUCACUGAUUUCUCAGAAAAUCAUCUCUGAUACCUGUAAUUUGCUCUUAGAGUAUCAUAUAUUUAAUUUGCAUUUGUGGUGUGGAUUUUCAAGCUUGUUACUUAGGGAACUGGUCUGAAUUUUCAUCAGGUAUGUGAUGAACUCGCCAUUAAGCUGGAUUACUGAUGUUGGAAGCCAUGGUCAGGCCUUGAAACCAAUAGUGUACUGAUUUUGACAGUAGUCUCAUACAUAGAAAUGAAAGUAUGUUAAGUUAUUCUCUAGAAUGCCUGGUUUGGAUUUUACUCGGCAGUCUCAGCCAGGAAGUCCCAUUGGCACCACUGCCAUGAUACAGUGCUUACAUUAGUGUGUACAUCAAAGUAAUCUGGAUUUUGGGUGUCCAUGAUAUUACAAGUUAGGUGUUAACAUUAAUAAAAUACUUCAGAUGAGUCUUACAUGCCAAAUCCAGAGGCUUUAUUCAACUUGAAAGAAUCACAAACCUGCAGAAUCUAAGAUUACUUUAUUCCUGAAAACAUUGAACUACUAUUUAAUGAACUGUAGUUUGAAUUUCAGUGUAAAUAAAGGAGUAAUAGUUUUUGGGGAAUAAUAAGUACAAUGAUGAACAUGCACUUGUUAAAAUAUUCAAAUAAAAGAGUUUACAGUGCUUUAUGAGAUUUUGGUAAAUAGAAAACUUCCUCUUAAAUACUUAUUUUUCAAAGCAUUGUUAAGUUGAAUAUUUUGUGGUAAGAUUUCAUAAGAAAAUAUAAUUUUAACAUACCAUCGCUGUAAAUCACUUCUGGACGCUUCAAGGAGGCACUCAACUUAUCAGGCGUUCUGUAAUUUGGGCCUGCCAUUGAAAAUGUUUAAAGUAACAGAUCAUGCAGUAAACCUGCUAUGUUAACAUUCAGUAUAUUUUAUAGCUAAUAACAAUUCCUAAGCCAACGUGUUCUUUACACUAAUACAUUCAUUUCAAAAGAUCUUCAAAAUAAAUUACCUAAAAUGGUAGACUAGCUAAAAACCCAUCGUAAUAUUGCUGAUAAUUGUUGUGAUAUGACAGGCUGAAAGGCUUGCCUUUAUUUGUUUUAUUUAUUUUUUUUAAGGCCGAGUGGCUAAUUGCAGUUUUGGGGACCAAAAGGACAUCGCAAAAAACCCUCGGUAAUCCUUAUCUAUAAAAGGCAUGAUGCUGUAUACUGGACUCAGUACAGGGUUCUAAAGCAAUUGAUAAUAUCCCUAAUGCAACUGGUAGUAAUAUUAUGGAUUGUCUAAUCUGUAUUGCAUAUCCUUUUUUGUAUUUGAUGUAUUUGCUAUUCAGUAGAGUGGUCUGGUUCUUUUAAUUUCAUUCACUAAGGUCUGUAGAAAUGGUGAAUACAAUUGCCCCUCGACUUGCCAGUUUUAAGCACGUCUAUCUGACAAGUAACAAAAACAAUAUAGUACAGCCUACACCUGUACAUUCAAGAUAUCACAAGUAAUAGGAAUUCCAAAUAUGUUUAAAGCCUAAACUUGACCACACUUGACAAUUCUGUUUAGCUUCAUAAUGACGUUAAACAGAAGUCUGAUCAUUUGAGGUCUUCAAGUUGAAGGAUUAUCGUAUUUUCUCUUUCUCCUUCAGCAGCAAGUAUUGUCUGAAGAAUGACCUCUUCUCUUUAUUCUUCCUCCUCCUACUUUAUUCACUUGAAUACUAGUACAAUACAGUAACUUGAGAGUAGGUUUCUGGUUUAAAUCACUUUCACUGCAAUCUGCAGGAAGCAAGGUAACAUUAUUUUUAUGCCAGACUAAGCGGUAAAUCUGUUGUUGUUAUAUAUUUAAUUUCUAUCGAGACAAGCUCUUCUACAAGAUAAAUGUCUUUACUUGCAUUUUAUAAAUAUUUCCUAUUUUCACUGUGAUAAGUGAGUCCUAAAGUUUUAUUAAAAAAAUGCUAUUUAUUUCAGAUUUUACAAGUUGGUCCUUAAUAGCAUGAGAGUAUUUUCCUAUUAGUGAAAACUUUUGUUAUUGAACCAUUGGGCCAAGUAAAACAAUCUAAAUGUAAAUAUUGGUUUUGAAGGUGCUUCUGUUUUAUGUAAUUAUGUUUUUGCCUAAGAAAGACUGAAAUAAAUGAUACUGAAUUAUAUAAUUACAAAUUUUAUCAGUUGUUAAGGCCUCUUAUCACAAUACAGUAAUUAGAAACAAGAGCUAUUCAGUGGGAAUGGUGUUUAGUGCAGGUGUACGACAGACAGGAGUUCUUGGUUAUUAUUUCCUUAUGAUGUCGGACAAACUAUAGGCAGUGCAAACACAGUUGUUACAUCUUUCAAAUAUUUUAUUGUUGAUGUUGCAGCACAGCAGUAAGGUGUGUGCUGUAUGUUGCAUGUUUUGUAAAAUUUGAAAUUUCAUUAAAAAUUUGAUGCUCUUUGUAGUAUUUGCCAAAGCUCAAUAUAGUUAAGACAAACUUUUAAGACCUUACAGUCUUGUCCUAAAACUUUUAAUAUGAUUAAAAGUCGUCCUUUUAAAAUUUAUUAUCAGCUGUAGGUUUAUCAAAUUCAGCAGUUUAUAUAAAUGCUGUUUCAACUUAUCAGUAGCCUGCUGCCAUGUCAGUUUUUCCAAAGAGGUGCUCUCCUGUUAACAGUUUUAUAGACCAAGGUGUAUUGCUUAGGUAACAAUUUUGUAAUAUUUAUUUGUGAAUUUGCAUUUAAUAUUUUGUAAUAAAAAAUGAAUAUGCAUCUAGUU
Molecule: messenger RNA, 10119 nt
Organism: Macrobrachium nipponense
Lineage: Eukaryota; Metazoa; Arthropoda; Malacostraca; Decapoda; Palaemonidae
Product: golgin subfamily A member 2-like
Exons: 18
Coding region: 58-3735 (1225 amino acids)
Biological process (GO): Golgi organization
Cellular component (GO): cis-Golgi network; Golgi apparatus; Golgi cisterna membrane
Source: RefSeq, a predicted model, not a curated record